UCCUUUUUCUCCGGCAGGACAAUAGCAGGAGCUCCAAAGAAAACUGCAAGUGUGGCGAAAAUUGAUUCCAGCAUAAAUAAAAGGCAGUGAAGCGUGGUCGGACAAGGAUAACGGGCAGCGGCCAAAAGGAUUUGCGAUUGGCGUGUGUAGGUAGGUGGCUAAAAGGGAAAAUCAAUAAUAGCCACAUGUAAGAGGACACCAUCACAGGAGAGGACACCGGGCAAUAUGGUGGCUGACGACCACAGGAUGGAAGGGCAAACGACGUCUUGCUGCCACAAGUGAGCAACCGCUGGGAGCUACGGAAGGGUGUGAACGGAAGAAUUGAGAGCGGAAAAUGUCGGACAGAUAUCCGGGCAGCUUUUACGAUCAGCCGCAUUAUCCUUCGCCCCAUCCGGGUGCCCACGCCGCCGCCGCCGCCAUGUCGCACUAUCCACCGCAACCCUACCGAUCGGGCUAUACCGGCUACCACCCGUACAGCGGCUACAGUUACGGAUCCUCCGGCGCUGCGUCUUACAUGCCCAACUACUAUCGCUAUGCCCCGUACGCCUCGCCGCACUACAGUCAGCACCACCAGGGCAUGUUCACGCCCGCCGGCCAGCAACUGAUCCCCUCCAGCGUCCUCCACUACCCGCCCAGGUCGCAUCCAGCCUACCAGCCGCAGCAUCCUGGCUACGAGCAGCCUGCUCCCUCGCCCUACAGCUCUUCCGCCUCAUAUCAGAGCCGGGGAUUCGGUAGCUAUGCCGGAUACGUGCCCCCCGGCAGAUCCUCCACCCCAGCGCCGAACCGCACCGUCUUGCCACCAAACUACAUGGAGCCACUACGCGGCUACAAUGAGCACGCGAGCUUGCAACAGCAGCAGCAGCAACAUCUCGGCCACCAGCCGCAGCAACACUUGCCACUGUCUGCCACACCAAAGCUGGAAGAGCCCGAUAUAGAAGUGGAGGCCGGAGCCGGGUCUCCGGCCCAGAGAUUGACAACCUCGCCGCCCAUGAUAAGCGCCACCGGGACGGACAGCGGCAUCAGCAACUGCAGCACCCGAGCCCGCAGCGACAGCAGCCAGAGCACGCCGGUCUACAGCGGCGAGUAUCCCGUGAACAUGUCCGUGGAGUCCGCCUCCUGUGUCCCUUAUCACUGCCCGGCAGACGGGCGGGAUUACGAGGAGGAGGAGCACCCCCCACUGGAGGAGCGAAGGGGGGCGCCACAAUCCGACACUCCGCUCGAUAUUCCCGAUGACAUAAGCGCGACAGCAGCGCCGUUGACUGCGACAGCGACGUCACCAGUAGCCACUGAUAAGGCUGCCAAGGCACCGCCACCACCUCCAACUCGACCACCCACUCCCCCGGAUGUUGCACGGCGUGCGGAAAUCAAUUUACAGAAGGAGACACCCACGGAUGGGCCCACGACACCGCAGGACACGGCUGCUCCUGAUCCAGUACACGAGACUGCAGCCUCGGAGGAGCAGUCAGAAGGACAUGGGCCACAGCAGCAGCAGCAGCAACAUCCUGUGACGUUAGCAGCCACGGCCAACUGGAGUCCAACGCCGCGGCGCCCGCGCACUCCGCCUGCCCCCCAGAACUCGCCCAUUGGUUUUGGCCAGUCUACUACAAUACCACCAGCUUUGGCUCCCUUCCUACAGCAGCAGCAUCAGCAGCAACAUCAGGCUGGCAACAGCCUCAAGAGGAGUGCAACAUCUGGCAGGAAUCGGGGCAGCAACAGCAGCAGCAGUUGCAACAGCAAUAGCAGCAAUCGUAUUAUGGAGUGCGAUCUUAUUCCGAGCAAGAAAUCAAAAAGGAAGAUGGCCAAAAAGGAUCCUGGGGAUAGUGAAAGCUUGGAGGGAGUGGAGUCUACGGUUAGAGAACAAAUUAGGGACAUCAAACCGCUGCCAGGAUUUCUACAGGCCUUUGGCUCCACGGAAAUCGGACGUUUCUCGGAGAGAUUCCUGCAGACUCCAGAGUCCUUGGUGGAGCGCCUGGCCGAGGAGUAUGCCAGCAGCUCGCCCAUUAGUUUCCCAUCCGGAGGCUAUGCCGAGUCAUCGACGCCGCCCACUAGCAACUGCUAUCCGUAUGAGGAACCAAAUAACCCGGGCUACCCAAGGAAUAGAAUGCGCAGCAGCUACGGCUAUGAAAUGGCGGACUACAUGGCGUAUGAGCGAUAUGCCGCCUAUGGGGCGGGAAGACCGGCAGGACGAACUCGCUACGGGGAAAUUCGCUGCAAUGGCUACUAGAUGCGAUAGAUCUAUGGGAGGAUAUAUAGUCUAGGGUUAGUGUUGUUGUAGUCGUGCAUAGUCGUUGUCAUUCGAUAUUCUCUGUGUGUGCCUUUUUCGGUCAAAAUUGAAGAAAGAAUCCCCCCAGCGUUGAAGAGUUUUUUUUGUUGUUCGGGGACUUUUUCAAAAAUUUACAAUUAAAAACUAAAAAAAAAAACAAAAAAAGACAAGAGAAACAAAAAGCCAAAAUAUUGUUAGCAAAGCAUCUACAUGUAAAUUGAAUAAUCAAUUAAGUAGUUCAAUGUAUUUUAAAUCAAAGCCAUAAGUUGAAAUCUAAUCCCACUGUACAUACAAUUGCAUUUCGUAAUCUAGGUCUAGGAAGAACUACUUGGGCAGUUGGUGGAAGGGAUCUAAAAAUUUUCGAGUUUUAUUCUCAACUUCUACUCUUGAUGGACACUCCAGAGAUAGUUUACAGCACCCGUUCCCCACUCCAGAGGAACCAAAAAAAUACACAUUUUAGAAAAGUCUUAAGAUUAGAAAAGAAUAUGUGCCAUUGAAAAAUAUCUUUAAUGAAAACACCACAAUUUAGGAAUUACGUUUAUGUACAAUACAAAUUAAAGUUUAACUACGGAUGAUUAAUGUUAAAGCAAUCCAGUACAUUUUAGUCUAGGACACAGGCUACUGGCUACAGGAUACACACACGCACACACACACUCGAAUUGAAAGUCGAAACCACCGCACUACAAAAUCUUUGUACUUGGCGAAAAAUUGAUUUUAUCCUCUAUCGAUUUACUAACAAUUUAUUCAUUUCUGUUGUAUUUGAGUGCCUUAAUUUAAUUGAUGUUUUUUUUUAAUAUUUGUGCGUGGAUAAAUGAUGAGUAAUGAUGAGCGUAAGGAGUUUGUAUAUGAUUUACUUGUAGAGCGAAAGGAAAAAAACAACCAAGUUCAGGUUUCAAAUGGGCCCAACAAAAUUUCUAAAUCAAAUGGACGACAAAACCGAAAUUAUUGAAAUGAAAAAACAACCGAAAUUCCAAACACAUCGAGCAACAUUCAAAAAUGUUUAAUAGCGAUUAAAAUAACUAGUUAAAUGGUAGUUAAUAUAAAGGGUUAACUACUCACCCCAACUAAAAUGGAAAAUCAAAGUCUAUGUGGCGUUCGAGAUUUUAUGCCAAAAAAAACAAAACCCCCCCUUUCAAAAAUAAAUAUUAAAUGGAGGAUCUUAAACCGAGAAGAAAUCAAAUAAUAAAAAAAACAAGUAUUUAGUAUAAUUAAGUCCAAAUGUGUACAUAAAUAUUUGAAAGUUUGAAUUUUAUGCAAAUA
Molecule: messenger RNA, 3523 nt
Organism: Drosophila bipectinata
Lineage: Eukaryota; Metazoa; Arthropoda; Insecta; Diptera; Drosophilidae
Product: ataxin-2 homolog
Source: RefSeq, a predicted model, not a curated record